CACUACCAUACAUACGGCAAACCAAGGGAAGUAUUGUCAACAUGUCAAGUAUAAGUGGUGUAAUUGGCACGGCUGGGAGCUUUACGUACAGCGCCGCAAAAGGCGGAAUUAUAUCUUUCACAAAAGCGCUUGCAAUUGACGAGGCAAAACAUGGAGUUCGCGUUAAUGCAAUAGCCCCAGGGGCAGUCAGUACACCCAUGCUUAAUGACUUCCUUGAAAAAUCCGGUAACGUUGAUGAAGCGGCCAGUGUUGUCAAAGGUUAUAACCAUUUGAAAAGAAUAGCAGAUCCCAGAGAAAUUGGGAAGGCGUGUUUGUUCCUGGCUGUCGAUGCAACUUUUACAACUGGUGAAGUGCUCAUGUGUUCCGCCGGAAAUGAAAUAGGUUACGGAGUGAAAUAGACAUUCAAAUCGAAGAGUGUCAUCAGACACGUACUCGUACAUUUUAUGUUUAAGCGCUUUUGAAUUUGUUAAAUAUGUGCAUUAAUAGAAAAUAAUGUAUUUGUUUCAUUUGUUCACAUAAACACAAAAAGAAGCCAUUUUUUGCAACGGUCUUAUAUUAUCAUAUAUUCCAUCUUAAAAUUUGUAUUUGAAAACAUGAAACGUCA
Molecule: messenger RNA, 604 nt
Organism: Ruditapes philippinarum (Manila clam)
Lineage: Eukaryota; Metazoa; Mollusca; Bivalvia; Venerida; Veneridae
Product: 17-beta-hydroxysteroid dehydrogenase 14-like
Exons: 4
Coding region: 42-398 (118 amino acids)
Molecular function (GO): oxidoreductase activity
Source: RefSeq, a predicted model, not a curated record